AUAUCUACUACAUAGGUUAAGCUUUUGGGUCUCAUUGCAGCAUACUACUUCGUACAUACAUACCUGGUACGCAAACUAAACAUAACAACAAUCGACACCGAGAUCCAGGGAAAUCUCGGAAUAUAAAAGGUGCCCUCCUUUCCCACACAUCGUUACCCACAUUAUAAGCAGUCCAGUCACGCACGCACGCAGCAGCAGCAAGUCCCAGCCCACCAAGAUGCCGGAACGCAAGACAUACGUAGUGGAGCACCUGGACGCGGAGCUGGGGCCGUGGUCGGAGCUGGAGUACGCGGCGAUCGCGGAGGAGACGCAGCGGGCGCAGAGCACGUUUAUGCUGUCGUCGCUGCCGCGCGGGUUCAAGGUCCCGUACAAGCUGACGGGGUUCCCGUCCUUCAUCGCCGAGGGCCGGAGCAUCGAGGAUAUAUACACGGACGAGGAGGACAGGGAGAGGGUGUGUCUGCUGGAUCCGCAGGCGGAGAGGGAUUUGAGCCCGGAUGAUAAGAGGGACUUCGAUGUGUUUCUGUUUGGCGGGAUUCUGGGCGAUGAUCCGCCGAGAGAUCGCACGUCCGAGCUACGUAAGAAGGGAUACCAGGGCCGCCGGCUAGGCCCCGUGCAGAUGACGACGGAUACGGCGGUGAGGGUGACACGGAUGGUGAUCGAGGAGCAGUUCACGUUGAACAAGAUACCCUACCUCGACUACCCCGAGCUCAAGUUCACCGAGCACGAGAGCACGGAGAUGCCGUUCCGAUACGUGAAGGGCAAAGACGGAAAGCCGAUCAUGCCUCAGGGAAUGAUAGAUCUUAUCAAGAAGGAUGCCGACAAGAGUAUCAACGAUCUAUUCUAGAAUCCAUUCCAGAAUGAAUUCUAGACUGUGAACUGCAACGAGUACCGGGACGAAAUUGGGCAACGAGUGAUUAGGACAGGCUAGGUACCUACCUACCUAACCUGACCAACAAAAUUACUUGACUAAACGCAAACGCCAUGGCUGGUUGAUGGGGUUUGAGGAUCAUCGAGUAGUCUGUGACUACCUAGUUACUGU
Messenger RNA from Daldinia decipiens, 1039 nucleotides. Its product is annotated as DUF431-domain-containing protein. The transcript is spliced from 4 exons. Bases 218 to 844 code for a protein of 208 amino acids. Gene Ontology annotation, biological process: peptidyl-arginine methylation. Gene Ontology annotation, molecular function: protein-arginine omega-N monomethyltransferase activity. Lineage: Eukaryota; Fungi; Ascomycota; Sordariomycetes; Xylariales; Hypoxylaceae. The record is from RefSeq and is a predicted model, not a curated record.